AUGGUGUCCCCGGUGCCACCAGAGGCGGAAAGGCGGAAGUUUGAGGAGCUCCGGGUGUGGCCGGGGGGGCGGGGCCAGCCCCGGGUGUGGCACCUGCGUCACCUCUGUCCCCACAUUUCUGCCCCUGCCGGCCACGGCCACCACAGAGCCACCGCGGGUGGGGACUGGGAGCACUGGGAGCACUGGGAGCUGCACCUGGACACCACUGGGAGCCACUGGGAGCCACUGGGAGUGACUGGGAGCCACUGGGACACCACUGGGAGUUACUGGGAGCUGCACCUGGGAGCCACUGGGAGCCACUGGGAGCCACCCUCCACCAUGAAGCUCCCGCCGCUCUCCCGCCUCCUGGCCCUGCCGGUAGCCGCAGCCCUGGCCCUGCUGGCCCUGCACUCCCGCCCCUCCCCACACCCUCCCAUCACCGCCACCACCACCCCCGGCACAACCCCGCGCCCCAACAACGCCACGGCACCCACCCGCCACCCCCUCCAACCCCCGUACCCCCACCCCUACCGCUUCCUCCUCAACCACCCCGACAAGUGCCGGGGCCGGACGCCGUUCCUGGUGCUGCUGGUGGUCACGUCCCCGGCCGACCUGGCCGCCCGCGACGCCGUGCGCCGCACCUGGGGCAACGAGAGCGCGGUGCCGGGGCUGGAGGUGCUGCGGCUCUUCCUGCUGGGAGUUCACCCGGCCUUCGGCGAGGAGCUGCGGCCGGUGCUGCGCGAGGAGGACGAGCUGCACCGCGACCUGCUCCAGCAGGAUUUCCUCGACACCUACAACAACCUGACGCUCAAGACGCUGAUGGGCUUGGAGUGGGUGAGCCGCUUCUGUCCCAACGCCAGCUACGUGAUGAAGGCCGACCACGACGUCUUCCUCAACCUGGAGUUCCUGGCGGGAUUGUUGAGGCCGGCCAGGAGUAAUUUCCUCACGGGUUACGUCUACCGGCGCACCGGGCCGCUGCGGAACCGCGCUUACAAGUGGUUUGUGCCGCGGGAGGUUUACCCCAACGACACCUACCCGCCCUACUGCGGCGGGCCCGGCUACGUCCUCUCGGGGGACCUGGCCCUGCGCGUCUUCGGCGCGGCGCAGACGCUGCCGCUCAUCAACAUGGAGGACGCCUUCGUGGGGAUCUGCCUGCACGCGCUGGGCGUGGCGGUCACCGAUCCGCCGCCGGGAGCGUUCCUCAUGUACCGGCUGGAGUACGAGCGCUGCCGGUUCCGCCGGCUGGUGAUGGUUCAUCACUACGGGCCCGGGGAGCUGCUGCGGAUCUGGCCGCACUUCAGCCGGGGCCGGGAGGAGUGUCCCUAGGGCUGGGAGGGCUGGGAUCUGCUGCUGCUGGGAUCCCGGGAUCCACUGGCUCUCGCUGGGA
Poecile atricapillus (Black-capped chickadee) is the source of this 1366-nucleotide messenger RNA. RefSeq names its product beta-1,3-galactosyltransferase 5-like. Gene Ontology annotation, molecular function: N-acetyl-beta-D-glucosaminide beta-(1,3)-galactosyltransferase activity. Lineage: Eukaryota; Metazoa; Chordata; Aves; Passeriformes; Paridae. Bases 1 to 1305 code for a protein of 434 amino acids. The transcript has 3 exons. The record is from RefSeq and is a predicted model, not a curated record. Gene Ontology annotation, cellular component: membrane.